Molecule: messenger RNA, 1013 nt
Organism: Apus apus (common swift)
Lineage: Eukaryota; Metazoa; Chordata; Aves; Apodiformes; Apodidae
Gene: N4BP2L1
Product: NEDD4 binding protein 2 like 1
Exons: 5
Coding region: 99-737 (212 amino acids)
Source: RefSeq, a predicted model, not a curated record
CGUCCGCGCACACCGGGGCGGGCUCCGGGCCCCCCCGCUGCCCCGGCCCCGCCCGGGACCCCCGGCCCCGCCCCGCCCCGGCCCCGGGGCCGCCGGGGAUGGAUGAGGGGCUGCUCCGCGCCCUGGGGGGGCUCAGCCUGCACCCCCCGCGACGCCGGUUCUGCGGGAGGCUGGUGCUGCUGCGGGGGCUGCCGGGCUCCGGGAAGAGCACCCUGGCCAGACAACUGAAACGUGACUUUCCCAGUGCUGUGGUUCUUAGUACUGAUGACUUCUUUAUUGAAAAUGGUGUCUAUGUGUUUGAGCCUGACUUGCUAGAGGAUGCACACAAAUGGAACCAAAAGAGAGCACGCAAAGCAAUGAAGAAUGGGAAAAGCCCGGUUAUUAUUGACAAUACCAACAUCCAUGCUUGGGAAAUGAAGCCCUAUGUGAUGAUGGCACGUGAAAAUAGAUACGAAGUUGUAUUCCAAGAACCAGAUACACCCUGGAAGUUCAAUGUUCGGGAGCUGACGAGAAGAAACACUCAUCAUGUCCCUCGAGAAAAGAUACAACGGAUGAAAGAACAGUACGAGCACAAUGUCACCUUCCACAGUGUUCUUCAGUCUGAAAAACCAAGCAGAGAUGAGAGAAGCUCUAGUGGACCAAAUGCAGCUUAUAGCACGGGUGCCUGUUCCAACCACCCUGCAGUCCUCUCAAACAGAAGACCUCACAGGGCACGUCCAAACAUGUCGUUUCAAUGAAGAGGUGGAUUCCUCAGUGUAUUUUAAUUAUCAGGGUAUAAAAGUAUCUAGUUUUACAUACUAUUUUCCUAAACUGUUUUUUAUUCUUGCAUUUUUCUACUAUAUUUCUAAAUUGCUUGUAUUUCUUACAAGUUUUUAAAUGUCACUGGAUUAAGAACUCACAGCUCUACAUGACAGAAUUAAGACCAAUCUCCCCAGUACAAACUCUAUUCCCUCUCAUCCCUCUUUUGUGAAAAUCCAUUCAAGCUUAUGGUGAAAUUUACUGGCUGUGCCACA